Dendronephthya gigantea is the source of this 2712-nucleotide messenger RNA. RefSeq names its product serpin B5-like. Bases 1264 to 2496 code for a protein of 410 amino acids. The record is from RefSeq and is a predicted model, not a curated record. The transcript has 3 exons. Lineage: Eukaryota; Metazoa; Cnidaria; Anthozoa; Malacalcyonacea; Nephtheidae. Gene Ontology annotation, molecular function: serine-type endopeptidase inhibitor activity.
CAUGGGAAAUAUCGAGUGUCGACUGUCGAGUGAAAUCGAGAAUGCUCGACUCGGCGAGUUUGACUCGGCGAGUUAGAGAAGAAAGCUUUUCUCAACCGCAAAAUAAUGUUUUAUUUCAAUCCAGCGAUGUGUCACCUGAUGAAAGUUGACAUUUUAUUUUGAAUUGAAUCUCACGCGAGUGGCUUGCUCUUUAGCACUCCGGAAAUAUUUCUAGCACAAGAAUGUUUUAUUCUUGAGAGUUAUUUUCGUGGAUAGACUAGAGUCUAAGACAAUCUAAGUGGAUAUCACUUAAAAAGCCUUCGAAAAUGAAACGUGUGAACUGUGAAACCAUUUCUCGUUUACGAAGUAAAGAUCGGGUAGAAUUAUACCGUCACGAAUUAUAGAAAAACUUUAAAACAAUUCUUCAGCGAAAUUGAAUACGCCUAUCUCGGCUAUCUGUCGAAAAUUCCAGACGAAAGUCGAAAGAUAUUUUAAAUAAGGCAACGGGAUAUGAUAUUGAUUAGAUAUUCAUGCAUGUCCAUAAUUUAUGAUAUUUUGUCAAAAAUAUGAAGAAUAACAAUUACUAACAAUUUUGCAUAAUUAUUAUGUAUGGACGAAUUUUAUCAAUUUUGAUAGAUAUUGCUUGUAAAAACUGUGUAAAUGAUGGCUAUAUUUCAGUGCUUUCGGUCUAUAUCAAACUGAAAUCUCGUUUAAGAAACUUCAUUUAAAAUAAAACAAUGAAUGCACGAUGAAACAUACCGGUUGCAUAUGAUCUGUUUGGGAUAUUUGUUUAAACAUUGAUUGAGCCACUGAACACGCGUGUUGAUAAACGAGAGCACGCUUCUGAUUGCGUGUUUUACGCAACGCAGCUAUCUCAACACGUAAACAUGGGCACCUGCACAAACCAGUGGCACAAACACUUUACAUAAAAUGACAUAAAUACUUAUGCAUGCAUGCCACCCGCUAAAAGUGCUUAACAUGACAAUUCCAAUGAGUGAGUUAUGUUUACAAAGACAUAGCCAAGUCUCAUCUUCACUGCCUGGUAACCUGGCUAUAUGAAACUACUGUUUUUUACACAAACGUGCAAUUCAACAAGCAAAAUGCUUCUGUAUGAUGUUAAGAACCGCGUGAAAAUAACUUUAUUUGAUGAAAACGUAAAAUGAGCAAUCUUUGAUUUGAUACAAGGGUAUCGUUUAUAUUACAGGGGAUAUCCUUAAGCUGACGUUCAAGACUAUUAGAGUAGAGUCUUGCUAUCUUGAAUCGACAUUGUUAAGAACUUUCCGCAUGGCUGAGUUAUUUUGGAAUGAGGCGGAACGGGGAAAAAUGCAAGCUGGAAUAAACAACAUCAAAGGCGCAGCUCAGAAGUUGGUAAACAAUCAGGCAAUUAAUUUAUUAUCAAACUAUGGCUCGGAAAAUUUCAUCGUUGUUCCAGCAAGCAUUGGGAUCUUGCAGUUCUUAGCAAGUCUUUUGGCCGGCGACAGAGAUGAAGAAAGCAUUGGAAACUCCGUGGAAAAGGACGAAGAUUUUCACGAAGCGAUAAAAUUCACGCGUAAUUUACUGGAGGGUAAAAGCGACUUGUUGGGAAACGAGGUGACAAUACUCCACAAUGUUUGGCUGGAAAAUGGAUUGAAACUCGAUAAGGAGGUUCAAAAACUCAUCGCAACAUACUGUGAAACGAGGAUUCUACCGUUAGCGAAUGACAAGAUUAUCAAUAUUAAGAAACUGCAGAGAAAGCUUCAACAGUUAAACAAAUCGGGAAUAUUUACUGACGAGCUACGUACAGCAGAGUUUUCUGAGAUUUCUCCACUAGAAACACUCUUCGUAUCAGCCGUUUAUAUCACCAUGGAAUGGAGAGAGCCGUUUCUCAGUAGCCUCACGACCAAGGGAACUUUUCGUAUCUCAGAGACGGAGAGCAUUGAGGCUGAGAUGAUGGUGCAAAAAGGAGGAAUGGUUUGCGUAACAUGCAAAAACCUGAACGCAACGGUGUUACAACUGCCUCUAACCGCCCGCAACAUGUGCCUGUUGGUGUUUUUACCGAAUGAGAAAACGAAAGGGGUGGACACCAUUUCUGGAAGAUUAACUGCAGAUGUGUUUCAAGAGCUUAUGAGACAGUUAGGCCGAGCUAAACCAGCACCUGUGUAUGUCACUUUGCCAAAAUUUAGUUUGAAGCACUUUGGAAUGUUGCCAGGUCGCUGUGAGAUCAAGAAUCAAGAUGACCGCUCACCGGAAGCAUCUGGAUGUAGGAUACUCCAUAUGACAAAACUCACGAUAAACGAAUUCGGCUUGAAUACACGCGAACGCAAAUCCGACCAAUCAGAAGCCACCGUGAUAUCGCACGUGAUGCAUGAUGGGAUCAAAUGGACGCACUUUACCGCCAGCUCGCCAUUUCUGAUCGCGCUGGUUGAACUGGAGUAUGAACUCAUUUUUCUCAUAGGUAAAGUUGAAAGACCUGAGAUAACUAAUAAUGACAGACGAUGUAGUGGUGGAAGAAAGGUUAGAAGAUGGCGUUGUAUUUAAAUUAUCCAUUUUAUUUCAUCCAUUAUUUUACUAUAUCUAUUAUGUUACUGUUAUCAUUGUUUAUUACAAAAUGUUUAUUGUUAUCUCUUGUAUAUUUGGUUAGUUUAUUUCAAGCGUUUUUCCCUGCGAGCCUAGCCUAAAUUUAUUGCAACGAACUUCGAUAAGUCCACAGGACCCAAGAUUAUCAUUAAAUGUUAAAUUAUAACUAUAUUUUUG